This is a messenger RNA of Chaetura pelagica (chimney swift), 1126 nucleotides long. RefSeq names its product SPRY domain containing 7 (gene SPRYD7). The transcript is spliced from 5 exons. The coding region runs from base 1 to 516 and encodes 171 amino acids. The record is from RefSeq and is a predicted model, not a curated record. Gene Ontology annotation, molecular function: protein binding. Lineage: Eukaryota; Metazoa; Chordata; Aves; Apodiformes; Apodidae.
AUGGACUUUGCUGAGCAGAGAAGUGAUCUGGGAACAGAUGUCGUUAUUGUUAAAAAUGGCAGAAGGAUAUGUGGCACAGGAGGCUGCUUAGCCAAUGCACCUUUGCAUCAGAACAAGAGCUAUUUUGAGUUUAAAAUCCAGUCCACAGGGAUUUGGGGUAUUGGAGUUGCAACCCAGAAAGCAAAUUUAAAUCAAAUUCCACUUGGUCGAGAUGUCCAUAGCCUGGUGAUGAGGAAUGAUGGAGCUCUCUACUAUAACAACGAGGAGAAAAAUAGACUCCCAGCAAACAACCUUCCUCAGGAGGGCGAUGUAGUGGGCAUUACAUAUGACCAUGUAGAAUUAAAUGUAUAUUUAAAUGGGAAGAACAUGCAUUGUCCAGCUUCAGGAAUCCGAGGGACUGUCUACCCAGUGGUCUAUGUUGAUGACAGUGCCAUUCUGGAUUGUCAGUUCAGUGAAUUUUAUCAUACACCUCCACCAGGGUUUGAAAAGAUCCUCUUUGAGCAGCAAAUCUUCUGAAUGUCUUCAUACUGAAAAUUUGCACCCUGCACUGUUACAAAAGCUUUGUCAUCUUAAAUAAAGCUUCACAUUACUCCUAGGAAACAUAUCUGUAUUUUCAGUAAGUAUUUGUGACUCUCAUCUGCAGAAUUAAUAUGUUGACUGCAGCACCAGGUAGCUGUGUUGCAAAUACAAAAUUUCUGACAAUGUUUUGUGGUUGAAAGUGAGUGCUUAGGGGCAGAGUUUUUCUCUGAUUUGUACUUGAUGCAUAAGGAGACUAAAGGUUAUUACUGACAUCAGUAUUACGUUCAGGAUUUUGAACUAACUGAAGCUCUGUAAAGCCAAUUGUUCUUACGCCUAUGACGGCUAUGGAGAUGGAUGGUUCUCAUUAUUUUUUCCCCAGCCUUUUUCACACAGAAGUUAUGUACUUUGUCUAAAGGAAGCACUGUGUGUCUAGUGUGUGCUUUGGAGUUGUGGUGUCCCAGUUGUGCACAACGGCUAAUAACACAAUGGCAUAACUAGCAGCUAGAUUAUUUUUUUGCAAGGUGUAAUAUAAUCUCGUCCUUCAACCUUAGACCCAUAAAUAAAACUUACCUAUUUCUCCUAGAUUUUCAAUUGCUUUUAUUGUUAC